AUGGAGAAUAAUGGUCGAGUAUGCACCAUUUGCAAUAGGUUUUUUUCUAAUGGGAAGGCUUUGGGAGGCCACAUAAAGUCCCACUAUUCCAAAUUACCAAUCCCUCCAAAACCUCCAUUAAAUAGUCAAAUACCUGAAUAUUCGAUAGUGUCAACCCAACAUUCAAAUCAGUUCAUCACCACACCUUCCUUAUCAACUGCCAAUACAAGAAAUAACUCUAUACACAAUCUUAGAUCUUUGAAAAGAAACUUCUAUUAUAACCUAGAAAACUUUGGUAGGAAAACCAUGUUUGAGUUUUAUCCAAAAAACCCAACUGGAAAAAGAUCAAAACGCAGUCGUAGAAAAUUCAAUGUGGUUGAAGAGAAAGAAAAGAAAACCCAAUUUAGUGUGGCUGAAGAAAGAGAAGAGAAUGCACAAUUUAACGUGGCUGAAGAAAAUGAAGAGAUUACACAAUUUCAAUUAGUGUAUGAUGAUUUUGAUAUGGAAGCUGCUAAAACACUGGUUAUUAUUUGUGCAAAAGAAUGGCAACAAAUCGAGGAGAAAUACUAUCAAAAUAAGGAAAAAAAUUUGUGA
Messenger RNA from Lathyrus sativus (Indian pea), 573 nucleotides. The record is from the annotation of a GenBank genome assembly. NCBI's taxonomy places the organism in Eukaryota, Viridiplantae, Streptophyta, Magnoliopsida, Fabales, Fabaceae.